UGAGCUGUUCAUCCAACAGAAGGCUCCAGAACAUAUCAGGGAGAGGCGGGAAGACACAGAGCUCGAGCACAUUCAGCACAAGAGGCGGGAGAUUAAGUGUUUCCGCGAGAGCCAAAGCGCAAACCUGAGCACCACGCGCUGCACUUUCAAACCGACCUGCGCUGCUCGCUAGCUGCUCCCCCCUCCGCCGUCCGCUCCUCUAUCAGACCCACGGGACUUCACUGGUUCAUCCCUAACCGGACAGGCUCAGCUCAUCCGACCGGGAGACCGGGCGAAGCCAGGAGUAGGGGGACACUGAGGUGGAGGGGGGACAUGCUUGCUCAGCAACCCAGCAGAGUUUCUCCGAGGUGGGCCAAGCUGUGACAGAGGGCCUCUCUGGUGAGCCAACCCGCAACCCUGACCGCUCCAGCAGGCCUCACUCCCAGUCCUAACUACUGUGUGUGCCAGGACCAGGCCACCUCCAGCCCAGGCCAGACCACGUCUACCCCAGGCCAGCCCAGAGUGGGUCAGCCCCAGCCCAACCCACCUCUUCCCCAGCCCAGUAGCGGCCCAGGCCCAGGCUCCAGAAGCAUGGCCUUCACCCUGUCAGAGAUCAUGGCUGCACGGCGGCAGCAGCAGUCCCAGGCCCAGCGGGCGGCAGGCAGGGUGGCCGUGGAGGUGGAUGAAUACAGCACCAACCCCACCCAGGCCUUCACCUUCUACAACAUCAACCAGGGACGCUUCCAGCCCCCGCACGUACACAUGGUGGACCCCCUGCCCCAUGACACUCCCAAGCCGCCAGGUUACACCCGUUUUGUGUGUAUCUCAGACACCCACUCCCGUACGGACGCCAUUCAGAUGCCUUACGGUGACGUGUUCAUCCAUGCUGGAGACUUCACAGAGCUGGGCUUGCCCUCUGAGGUCAAGAAGUUCAACGAUUGGCUAGGCACCUUGCCCUACGACAUAAAGAUAGUGAUUGCGGGGAACCAUGAGUUGACCUUUGACCAGGAGUUCAUGGCUGACCUGAUCAAGCAGGACUUCUACUACUUCCCAUCAGCCUCCAAGUUGAAACCAGAGAACUAUGAGAACGUCCAGUCCCUGCUCACCAACUGUAUCUACCUGCAGGACUCAGAGGUCACCGUACGCGGCUUCCGCAUCUAUGGCUCCCCCUGGCAGCCAUGGUACUAUGGCUGGGGGUUCAACCUGCCAAGAGGUCAGGCUCUGCUGGACAAGUGGAACCAGAUCCCCGACUCCACCGACAUACUGGUCACACACUGCCCCCCACUGGGGUUCCUGGACUGGGUUCCUAAGAAGAUGCAGCGGGUGGGCUGUAUGGAGCUGCUCAACACUGUCCAGAGGAGAGUACAGCCCAAGCUGCACGUGUUCGGACACAUCCACGAAGGUUAUGGUAUGAUGACUGACGGCACCACCACGUUCGUCAACGCCUCGGCCUGCACCGUCAACUUCCAGCCCAUGAACCCGCCCAUCGUCUUCGACCUGCCCAAUCCCACCAGGACCACAUGACUAGAGAAGCCCCGCCCUGCUGAGCCCCCCUCCAAUCAGGAGCCUGGUGGUGGGAAGGCAGGUAGGUGAGGGUGAAGGGCAGGUGUGGUGGUGUACUGUAUAUAUUCAAGGCUCUAAUGGAUGGUGUGUGUGUGUGUGUGUGUGUGUGUGUGUGUGUGUGUGUGUGUGUGUGUGUGUGUGUGUGUGUGUGUGUGUGUGUGUGUGUGUGUGUGUGUGUGUGUGUGUGUGUGUGGCACAACACACACACAUGCCCAAGAGAUGGACGAUGUGUGUGUCUAAAUAGACAGGCGCCAUUGCAAAUCCUCACUUAGCAAAUCCAUUCAUGUUAUUUUAUGUACUGUCAUUCCUUUAUUUCAACAAAAGCUCUUACAAACUCUAAAGUAAGGCAAAAGACAGACCCCAGAUGCCUCAUAUGAACAUGUCAGCAUUAGUCUGUAAAUCUUCUGUUGCACUUCUACUGCACUGACAAUCUGACCUGGCUGUCAGAUAGAGAAGAGGACAGGGGGAACAGUGUCUCCUGUGUCACUGUUUGAACUCACAGUCUUUCUCUCAGAAGAAAACACUGGAUAACUCUCAUUCCCUCUUGUCCCUCAUAGAGGACUCUGUUAAGUCACCAGUGGAAGUUGCUCAGUGGUGACGUUUUGACUUUGUGACAUUGUGGUCCACCCUUCAUUUGAUACCUUCCCUGGGGAGUGAUUGAACACUUACCAGUAGGGUAUCAGAACAUUAACCCAAUGUCCAUUUUUGACUUUGUGGAGCCGUUUGCCAGCACAGAAAGGAUACCCCUGACAGUACUUUGAUAUCACACUUCCUGCACUGCAGAUUAAAACACUGCUUUCCCCUCAUCCCUUUUUCUCUUGAUCCCUCUUUUUCUCUGCACCUCUAGUUUCACUCUCCACCCCCCCCUCUCUCUCUCUCUCUCUCUCUCUCUCUCUCUCUCUCUCUCUCUCUCUCUCUCUCUCUUUCUCUCAGGCCUUGGGCAUGGUAGUUUGUGUGUGUGUGAGAUCAAAGUGUGUGUGAGGGCAGCGGGAGGUCUCUGCCACGGGCUGUGUGUGAGUAUAGGUGUCAAACGUGUUGACACCACUCCCCUGGGUCUCAUUACAACUCUCAGUAAGCCUCUUAACCAGGGGAGUGGGAUCUCUUCUCUUCCUCUCUUCCCUUCUUCUGUUUUUCCCCCUCUCUCCUUCUUCCCCCCUCCAUCCUUCGUUGCAUGUGUAAUCAGCUCAUCCUCUGAUCUCUGGCUCAUGUGCCGUGAUCCUGACAAGUUUAUUUCCGAGGUCACCGGCCGGGAAGCCUGCAAGAUUUUGAUUCCGAGUACGGAAUACUGGAAAUACGUAAUAACCAACAGAGCAGAUUGGCAAAUGUGUUCGCUCCCGACCCUGUACAGAAGCAGCGGUGUCUGGAAUGUUCUCACUGCUCCAUGGUGUCCUUUCUGCGAGAGAUGUAUCAUGGGAAUGAACGUUGAACUCUUAGUGGAUGACGAUGAGGUGUAGGCCUAAUGUACCGUAACUGAUCAAGAAUUUGGAACUGUAAAUCUACAUCAACUGUCAUUGUAAAAACAUGUUAGCAAUCAAGGAUUACUUCAAAUGUUGUUAAAUAUGUGUGUGUGUUGUUAAAAAAAGAGCCAGUGCAAACAAUGUUUACAUUUUAUUCUAAGUUCAGUUCUUUCUUAUAUAGGCUAAUAAAUGCUUAUUACUGUAUGAAUAUAUCUGCACUAUGUUACACUCUAAAAAAUGCUGGUUGUUUGGUUGACUCAACUGCUGAGUUGUUUUCUUUAAAAACAGCAGAGUUAUUGAUGCUGGGUUAUUGGUGCAGGGUUAAUGAUGCUGGGUUAUUGAUGCUGGGUUAUUGAGAUAUGACCCAGCAGGUCAGGUCAGAAGACUGGAGGUGUAGUUUAGUAGGGGCAUGGCUUUCAGAUAGUUAUUUUUAACCACCCAUGCGAGUAAAUGUCAUUCGUAUUCAUCUGUUCUGUUGCAUAGUUAUGACAUAUUAAGGUCAAACAUUUAACAUUUUGUAGCUUCAACGACACUUACAGAAGUGUAUAAGUUCCCUAAAACCUACGUAAAUCCCAUUGUUGGGACACAAGGCCAGGUCGCAGUUGCAAAUGAGAACUUGUUCUCAACUAGCCUACCUGGUUAAAUAAAGGUGAAAAAAAGGUGGUAUACCUUAUUAGGCUGUAAGAUGGUAUACCUUAUAAUAAAUCAUCUUAACAUUACAAAAGAAUGUGUGAAAAACAUGUUAUUGACAUUUAAAUUUGCAGUAUGUAUGUUUAAAAUUAUGUACAGGAAUGACAUUUACUCUCACGGGUGGCCAAUAAGAUCUAGCUGAAAACCACGCCCCUAAUAAACCACGCCUCCUGAAAAUAACCUAAGGGUUACGUUAAAAAAGACCCAGAUGCUAGGUUAACCCAGCAUGAGAGUAAAAAAUACCCAACUGAUGGUUACAUUAACCCAUGUUUGGGUAAUCCCAACAACCCAACAUGUUGGGUCAUUCAUGCAACCCAACUGGCUUUGCCAAAAUAACCCAACAUGUGUUCUGGCCACUAUUUAAACAGCUCUAAAUUAAAUAUAAUUUUUUUGAGUGCACGGGGUUAUCCACAACCCUAUUAGCUAUUAUUAACUCUUUCAUGUUGUCAAGCAGUUGUCUGCGUAAAAAGGGUUAAUUUUUUUAUCUUUCUGAAGCACUUGUGAAUGAGCGUCCUUCCUCUGCUCGUCUGGCAGCCAAAGUCUUUGGCUGAGCUCAAAGUGUGGUUAGCAUAACAAGACUACAUCCCUGUUUGAUCUCUCUGCUCUCAGACAUUAUAUAUGAACAUCCCCUCUGGCUACGUUUUAUUCACAGGGUCACUGGUGUUUCACUGCUGUUCUGCACAUUGUGCUAGCUGGGUUAUGUCUUAAUGGGGCAGACUAGUGGGCUGUUGUAGGAAUACAAAGACUAGGAUAGAAUGUUUACAGAUAGGUGUGUGUGAAUACUGUAUGUGUGUGUGUAUGUGUGCGUGUGGAUAGGGCCAGGGGGUAAGCAUUCUGAGAACAUGCUUAAACGAGGGGGGGAGUCAGUGUCUGUAUCAUCUUCUUUUCUUUUAAAGGUUUCUGUAGGGGGAAAUGUCUGUUUGUUUUGGGGCAUUUCUUACUAUUCUCUUUCAACCAUAACUUUGAAAUGUCUCACUUUUUAUGCACUGUUCCUCGAUAGCUGUAUUCUGUAUUUCCUGUUUUCUUUGAAAACUCAAGUUUUGCUGUUGUAUUUCUUGUUCGUUCCUUGGGGCAUGCUGUUCUGAAUCUAAUAACUUCUGAUGACAAUCUGCUUGAAUUGUAUAUCAUUGUUACCAUUGUUUGGGAUAUACUAACUAUUGGGAUUGUCACGACUUCUACCGAAGUCGUUGCCUCUCCGUGUUCGGGCGGUGCUCGGCGUUCGACGUCACCGGUCUUCUAGCCAUCAUUGAUCCUUUUUUCAUGACAAUGUGAUCCAAUACGGAGCUGAUAACGUCAAGCUCCCUCGCUUGUUCCUGAACGCGUUCCUCCAGCUCCAUGGGCAUAGUGUCCUCUCCUGCUGACUUCAUAUUAGGGUCAGAGAUUCUGUCAUGCAUAGGUGUAAUAGGUGGCAGGGAAGUCAGGCGCAGGAGAGUCAAAUGGAGUGUAAAAUGGA
Molecule: messenger RNA, 5142 nt
Organism: Oncorhynchus tshawytscha (Chinook salmon)
Lineage: Eukaryota; Metazoa; Chordata; Actinopteri; Salmoniformes; Salmonidae
Product: metallophosphoesterase domain-containing protein 1
Exons: 7
Coding region: 571-1503 (310 amino acids)
Molecular function (GO): hydrolase activity
Source: RefSeq, a predicted model, not a curated record